This is a messenger RNA of Closterium sp. Yama58-4, 1575 nucleotides long. Lineage: Eukaryota; Viridiplantae; Streptophyta; Zygnematophyceae; Desmidiales; Closteriaceae. The record is from the annotation of a GenBank genome assembly.
AUGCGCGGGAGUGGUGAUGCCGCGGAAAUGGGGGAGGAGGGUUGUGAGGUAGAGACAGCGAAUGGCGUUGUAACGGGCGGUGGUGGUAACAAGGGCUUCGAGAACAUCGUUAAACGAGAUCCACGCACUCUGCUUGAGAAGCUUGAUACGCCGACGUUGGUGGCGCCAGAGCUCGCGCCCGGCCCUAAGAACCGGCUAGACGCGUACCUCACGGCGCUGGAUAAGCUAUUGGACGCGCUGCGGUUCUUCGAGGCGCACAGCUAUCUGGGCAGCUGCCGCACCGAGCUGCGGCAGGGGAGGGGGUUGAUGGACGAUGCGGUGGGGCGACUGAAAGAGGAGUUCGGAGAGGUGCUGUCCGGUGCAAGCCUGGUACCGGAUCGAAAGGCGCUCGUCCAAUCAGCAGCGUGCAUGAAGCCAGGCGAGGCGGUGCCGCCCGUGCCUCUGGUUCGGUCCGAGGCUGUGAAGCCGCUUCGGGCCAUGGCGGCAUGGAUGGUGGGCAAUGAGUAUGAGGCAGCAUGCCUGCGAGUGUACGAGGAGCAGCGGGCAUCAGCGCUGCUGCGGUGUUUGGAGCGGCUGGGCAGUGCAGCGCUCACGCGCGACGAGGUGGUGGCGCUGCCCUGGAACGACCUCGAGCCCCUCAUGAAGCGCUGGGUCGAGAACCUCAAACUCACGAUGCUGGUGCUCAUCGCAGCGGAGGACGCGGUGUGCACCGACAUCAUCGGGCGGGGCCCCUCCCCUUCCCCCUCGGCGCGCGCGCAGUGCCUGACGAGAGUGGCGGUGCCGGCGCUGAAGCAGCUGCACGCGUUUGGCGACAUCAUCGCCGACAUGCCGCGCGCCCCCGAGCACGUCUUCUCGCUGCUCGAAAUGGUCGAGGCACUGCUCGACCUCCGCCCCGCUGUGGAGAAGCAGUUCCCUGGGGAGGCGGGCGGCGAGGUGCGGCAGCAUCUGGUGGGCAUCUGCUCGGCGCUGUGCCGCACGGUGCGGGGCACCAUCGCUGACUUCCAGCACAUCGAGGGGGGGGAGGAGAGGAAGGGGGAGGAGGACGGGGAGGGGCAUGGGGAGGAGGAUCUGGACUGGAGCCACAGAUCGGAUUCCAGCCAUCGAUCUCACCACGGGGGCGGUGGGUCGCACAAUCGGACGGUGAGCGGCAGCGCGUCGAGCGGGAGGGGCAUACUGGGGGGGCUGCUGCCGAAGAAGGUCAGCAAGGGGCACGAGGAGGGCAAGGGCGAGGCGCGGGGGAAGAGCAAGACGGAGGGCAAGGAGGGUGGGGGGUCGGUGGGGCAGGAGCUGGUUGUGAGGGGCAGUCCGGAUGUGCACCCGCUGACGAGCUACGUGGUGAACUUCAUCCUGCUCUACUUCGACCAGACGCUGUAUCUGGGCACGCUGCUGCUCGUGUACGACGAGGGGGGCGACCACCACGAGGGCGCCGUGCGAGUGGGCGCCGCCACGCGGCACCUGCUGGCGGCGCUGAAGGCGAAUCUGGAGCGCAAGGGCGACGCGUUCCACGAUGAGGCGAUGCGCGCCGUGUUCCUCAUGAACAACUGCGAGUACAUCCAGCGCAAGGUGGAGGAGUGA